AUGCUGUCCCAUACUCUAUAUACGUGCGCUGUUGCACUGCAAUUGUCCCUUGCGCUCGGCAACCCAACUUUCAGCAAGACAGACAUUGAUAUCCUGGCAGGACAGCAUGUCAUCUAUUCAUACAAUUAUACCGAUCCUAAACCACCACAAGAGUUGAUCGAUUUGACACGCGCUGGUCUUGUUGGCGGCGUUCUGCUCUAUGAUAUCCAUGUGAACGACAACACACCCGCUGCCAUGAAGCAGUUGCUGGAUGCCUAUGCGUCGUCCCCUGCUAGGCGCCUGCUCCAGAAGAUCACUGGGAAAAAGACGAAUUUCCUAGUCAUGACGAAUCAGGAGGGCGGUACUGUCUUCAACGGAGUACCCGGCCAUGCUCCUAAAGAGUCGGCCAAGCAGAUCGGCCAGUCUUCUCAUCCAAGCGAAGCUGGCAGGCAGGCCGGAUUUGGAGCUGCACAGAGCUUGAAGGAUUACAAUUUCAACGUCAACCUUGCGCCCGUGCUGGGCGUGUAUCGAGAGCCGGGCAACUUUUUGGACUACGGCGGCCGUUCAUACGGUAACACAUCGGACCGCGUAAUUCGUGCAGCAGUCCCAUUUAUCCAGGCACAACGGUCAAAGAAUAUCCUGGUCUCUAUCAAGCAUUUUCCCGGGUUGGGAGCGGCCAAAUACGAGCAAAACACAGAUCUUGCUCCAGUAACAUUGGAUGUCUCGCUGCAAGACCUCAAAAACAUUGACACUGCAACCUUUGCGGCGGCCAUCAAGUCCGGGGUCGACAUGGUUAUGCCAUCGUGGGCCAUCUAUCCUGCCGUGGACAAGGUACCUGCAGGGUUGAGUGAGAUUUGGAUGAAGAAGUGGCUCCGGGGCAAGUUUGGGUUUCGAGGUGUCACAAUUACCGAAGCAAUGGAAGCGGGUUCAAUUGUACCAUUUGGAGAUGUCAAGACGCGCGCCAAAAUAGCUUACAAGGCUGGCAAUGACCUCAUUCUGGCUAGUCAGCUCAAUGUUAGCGAGGGCGUGGAGAUUCGGCAGACAUUGGCUGCAGCAAUAAGAAGCCGUGAAAUCGAUUUGUCCGAUUUCAUGGAUUCGACAAGGCGUAUCGCGUCUCUGAAGAGUAGAACGUGGAACUAG
Messenger RNA from Pochonia chlamydosporia 170, 1119 nucleotides. Its product is annotated as glycosyl hydrolase. The record is from RefSeq and is a predicted model, not a curated record. The transcript has a single exon. Gene Ontology annotation, molecular function: hydrolase activity, hydrolyzing O-glycosyl compounds. Bases 1 to 1119 code for a protein of 372 amino acids. Gene Ontology annotation, biological process: peptidoglycan turnover; carbohydrate metabolic process. Lineage: Eukaryota; Fungi; Ascomycota; Sordariomycetes; Hypocreales; Clavicipitaceae.